AUGGCGAUUUUUACCCACUUGUUGCUUGUUUGGUCUUUGGUGCCCCUGGUACUGAGCUACCCUUUCUACCCACCGACAUGCUACACCAAGGUGCUGAGCAUGGCAGCAGAGCUCACCCACUGGGCUGCAGACCUGAAGAGGGACCCUGAAACUACUUACUGCAUGGCACACAUGCCAUUUCUCUACCUUGAUGUCCAUAAUGCUUGUGUGAUGUACAAAAUGAGGACCUACAUCUCCCUGGUGGAAGGCCUGCGAGACCGCCGCUGUGCUUACACUAGAGAUGUGAGGAAGUUUGGUUCCACUCUGAGACAGCUCUUCAUCAUCAUGUCCGAGAAAUGUCACGGGGACUUGGUGUUCACGAUCUUUGACUGUGCUGCACUGGAGCGCUAA
Molecule: messenger RNA, 390 nt
Organism: Anoplopoma fimbria (sablefish)
Lineage: Eukaryota; Metazoa; Chordata; Actinopteri; Perciformes; Anoplopomatidae
Product: CYTL1 domain-containing protein
Exons: 4
Coding region: 1-390 (129 amino acids)
Biological process (GO): positive regulation of transcription by RNA polymerase II
Source: RefSeq, a predicted model, not a curated record